Ophidiomyces ophidiicola is the source of this 519-nucleotide messenger RNA. RefSeq lists its product as uncharacterized. Lineage: Eukaryota; Fungi; Ascomycota; Eurotiomycetes; Onygenales; Onygenaceae. The coding region runs from base 1 to 519 and encodes 172 amino acids. The transcript has a single exon. The record is from RefSeq and is a predicted model, not a curated record.
AUGGCAACCGAGUUCUAUUCUGUCUGGCUGAUCAAAGAGCGCUUAACCAUUCCUGAUCCUGAAGAGACAACCACAAGAUACCACACGUACCUCUUCGUCCAAAAGCCCAGCGAUGCAUCUCCUUUGAAUGGUGAAAAUGCUAUUGCUGGCUGGAUCCACGAGGUCGCAGGCGACAUCGUCACCUCCACCGGCAUGAGAUAUGCCCACAAACCGGUCCUGCAGUCACCAGAGUUCUCCGAUGUUUUUCAUGCCAAACGGUACCUGGGGCGGGUUAACGCUGGUGCGUACCCGGAGAAUGUAGACAGCGUGUGUCGAUCGAUUAAACCGCCCGGGUGCCAGAAGAAAUUUAACACGACGACAAUGAAGUACGAAGCUGUUGUAUUUGGGGAGGGUGAUGCAAAUGGAGGGUGGAGGUUUUAUAGGCCGGGAGAGGAGCGGAAGGCAUACUUUAAAUGUACGGAGUGGGUGGAGCAGAAGGUUAUUCCGAAGCUGGUGGAAGACGGCAUUCUUACUGAGUGA